Molecule: messenger RNA, 2632 nt
Organism: Girardinichthys multiradiatus
Lineage: Eukaryota; Metazoa; Chordata; Actinopteri; Cyprinodontiformes; Goodeidae
Product: major histocompatibility complex class I-related gene protein-like
Exons: 6
Coding region: 72-1208 (378 amino acids)
Biological process (GO): immune response
Cellular component (GO): external side of plasma membrane
Source: RefSeq, a predicted model, not a curated record
CUGAACCAGCAAGUACAGCCACUAUCACUUCUGCUCAGUUCUUCAGUUUUACUUGAGCUCUCUAAAAAGUAAUGUACUGGCUAAUAGGACUCAUUUUCUUCUAUCAUGCCACAUCUUCAGAAAAACACUCCCUGACGUUUUAUCUCAUGGUUUCCUCUGGAGUCUCAAAUAUCCCAGAAUAUGUUGGAUAUACAGCUGUUGAUGAAGUUGUGAUGGUUUAUUAUGACAACAACAUAAAAAUACCACAACCCAGACAAGACUGGGCAAGAGAAAUAAAAGAGAAAAAUCCACAACAUUGGGAAGGACCUACCAAGAAAUGGCUAAAGUAUCUUCCUACUUUCAAAAAAGAAGCUGCCAGUAUAAAGGAGCAUCAAAACCAAACUGAAGGUGACAUUGUCCAGCAGAUUCUGGGUUGUGAAUGGGAUGAUGAGCUGAACAAAGUUGAAGGAUACAAAACUUACAGUUUAAAUGGAGAAGACUACAUUAGGCUUGACACAGAAACUGCCACAUGGGUUGCUCUAAGUCCAAAGGCUGAAAUCACUGAAAAGGAGUGGAAUAAAAAGGAGUUCUUUGGUCAAUCAGAAAAGGACUUCCUCACAAUUAACAUAUUUGAAGAUCUAAAAUUGUAUUAUAAUUAUGCGAAAAAUUCUCUGCAUAGAAAAGUUCUUCCCUCAGUCUCACUACUUCAAAAGACCCCUUCAUCUCCAGUGAGCUGCCACGCUACAGGUUUCUAUCCUGACAAAGCUGGUAUAUUCUGGAGGAAAGACGAGAAAGAGCUAAACGAAGAUGUGGAAUAUGGAGAAAUCCUUCCAAAUUUUGAUGGGACCUUCCAGAUCAGCGCUAAUCUGAAUAAUUCAUCAGUCUUAUCUGAAGACUGGAAUAGAUAUGACUGUGUGUUUCAGCUCUCUGGUGAGAAAAAUGACAUAAUCACCAAACUGGACAAAAUGGUGACCAGGACCAAUUGGGGGAAAACUGAAACUGGAAACACAAAAGAGAAGUCAUCAGACCCGAUGGUUGCCAUCAGCGUACCAGUUCUUGCUGCUGUUCUUGCUGCUGUUGUGAUUCUCAUUGCUGCUGUAGUAUUUACUGUUCACAGAAGAAAGAAAGCUCCUGACAGCAUACAUGAGCUCUCACAAAGACUAAAUCCAGAGAAUAGCACAUCAAAUACAGCACACUCCAGGACAUCAAUUGUUGACAGUCCCAGCUAAACAACAAAAUUAAAUUUAAAGUGUUUCAAGCUUCUUCAUGUACUUUGCAUUUUAGCAUCACAAAUAUUAUAAAAACAUAUUGAACCUAGAUGGAAACGCCUAUUUUUGUAUUCAGUAGUUAAUUUAGGGCUUCACCUGUGAAUGAGGUGAAACUAAGUUGAAAUAUUAUUUGGAAUGAGCCUUUGAAGCAACUCCAAACUGAAGGCCCUGCAGUUGGAAUCCCGAGCAGAAGAACACCAUAAGAAGACCGUUACUUCUCCCAUCGGAAGGAACUGUAGGUAGCCUUCAACAGAUUUGUUCACUUUUGUAAUGAUAUAGUCAACCACUCUCUACCUGGAACAGACAGCACACAAUCAUUCUCAAACUCAUUAAGCUGCCUGGAAGCAGUGUGGAGAAGAUCCAGAGAAUGCAUCCUAGCUGCUGCAUCAACUGGGUAACAGCCUUUGAUGGAAGAUGUAUGAUGGUGUGGCAUCUGUCUUACUGGAAGAAAAAGGUUUGUUCUAAUUGGAGGCAAUCAACAUUGCACCCAGGGAUAUUUCCCACAUGUUAACAGUCUGGGACCAAACUCUGUCCUUUAAGAUGUCAAUGUUCGCUCCCACACAGCAAGGUUUAUGAGAAUACCUUUGGAUUUUUAAGUGGGAUGGAUUGAAUGCCCUGCCAGCAGUCCUGACCCCAUUGAACACUUGUGGGAUCAGUUUGGCCGUGUUGUUCAAACUAAAAAGACUAAUACAACAGAAUUGACUGAGUUAUAAAUGCUGAUUGAAGAAUGUGAUGACAUCCCACAGCAGUAUGUGACCUAGUUGGUGACCAGCAUAAGGAGGAAAUGCAGGCUAAUGCGGCUGAAGAUGUAAGCUUCCUUUGUGCAAAUCUGUGCUGUUGUUUUGCUCUUUCAUUAGUUUGGAGUUCUUUUACUGUGUAAAGACAGUAAACAGUGGUAGAAAAUAGAAAAUUUGGAUGUACUGAGGGUAUAGGGUAAGAACGCUGUCAAAAACAAUGUGUAAGUAAAGACGGAAAUGUGUGCAUAUUAGUCAAUAGUUGUGCAUAAGUAAAAUCCAAAAGAGGUAUUGUAUAUUUCCUCCAGAAGAAUACAAAAUAAAAUGUUACAGCUUCAAGAAAUUACAAACACAAAGUACCUGGCUUUGUACCAUAGUUUCUUGUAGUUCCCAACCAUCUCCCCUUUGUUCCUAAUAUUCCUUUUAGACUGAAUCAUCUCCCAUUAUCUUUUUCCGUCAUCCAAUCCCGACACUGUUCACUGGCGGUGAGGAGUGUGACAGCAUAUGCGCAACGUGAAUCCACUAACUCCGUGCUCCACUAACCAGCCUGAGAUCACGUGACGGCAAGUCGCUGAUGUAAAUUCGUAUUCUCAUAGAAAAGAAAUCGUAUUCACAAACUGUUGUAGCAUAUUGUAUUCAUAAAGAAUAAAC